UUUGCCAAAAUGUUACAGAAAGAGCAAAGACCGGCUGCUCCUGAGGAGAUCGAAGCUAGGCGAGACAUCAGGAAUGCAGUUCAAGCUGGCAUGGCUGGACGCUCGCUCGACAGCAACCGAAGCAAUAGCGGAAUACCUCACCUACGAGCCUCUGAGCAGCAGGAAUAUCUUCAGACGAUGGACGACUGCAACGAAGACCAUUCUCGACGGCAAUCUCGCAACAGCGACGCCAAACCCAAGUACUCCUGGCGGUACUUCACUCCGGAAGAUUUCCUCGAUCACAACGACGAGACGGAAAUGGACCGGUUGCUGUCUCGGGGGAUCGUGGUUCCAAUCCGCCAUGUGGGGGAGACUUCGGCAGCCGCACCUCCGACGAGCGACCACUACGAACACUCGGGGAACUCCCCAGCGUGGGAGUCGCACGUUAACAUGGUCCCGAUUGAGAUGAGCAACCUGCACAGUGCGGACAUCGACGCUGGUCUUUACGCGAAUGGAUUGGGUGGUUCGAGUCCCUACACGGAUGGAGUGGACUCAAAUCCCUACGCGAAUAGAGUGGAUUCGAACCUAAACACGGUUAGGGUGGAUUCGAAUUCAUACGCGAAUGGUGUGGGUCCGAAUCCCUACUCGGAUGGAGUGGACUCGAAUCCUUACGCAAAUGGAGUGGGUUCGAAUCCCGCUUACCUGGACGUUGAUAUUGUACCCUACGCUGACGAAGGGGAAAUGUCCGAUUGCCGGAGAGACAGCUUUGCCUCAGGGUCCUAUGAAAUGGAUGACCUCCUUUCGUUUAUGUCAGAUGAACUGGCACAAGGUCACCUCGGGAGGGCGUGUUUAGCCUCACCGGAAACGGACGAUGGGACCGCGAGUCAAGGUCACUCGUCACUUUCCUCUGGCGGUGCCGAACAUUUACCGUGUGAGGGCGCCACUCUUCCAAGAACAUCUUCUCUGCCAUCUUACGACUCCGCCAUGUACUAUCCACCUUUAGUUUGUCCUACCCCAUCAGAAAACACGCCAGAAAAAGUCAUGAACUGUAAAACGUCAUCAGAAAGAAACAGCUCAUUUUCGUGA
Molecule: messenger RNA, 1065 nt
Organism: Asterias rubens (European starfish)
Lineage: Eukaryota; Metazoa; Echinodermata; Asteroidea; Forcipulatida; Asteriidae
Exons: 3
Coding region: 10-1065 (351 amino acids)
Source: RefSeq, a predicted model, not a curated record